CUUUGUCUCCUGUUAUUUUUCACAUAAAGAGAAGAAUUGUUGAGAAUUGGUUUACAUUCGGUUUGAUGUCUCCUAGCUUAGGAGAGUGUUUGCAAAAGCUUUCAACUUGGAUUUGUGACAAGUGUAACUCAGGUGCUUUUGAUGAGUAGGUCGUUAAUCUGGUUCUUUACUCACGGCAUUCAAGCAGUCACUGCAACUUUGAUAUGGAUGUCAUUUCCUUCGAUUUAAGGCAGAUGCUUCAAUAAUCAAAUUCAUGAAAUGCCAAAGCCAAUUGAUGGCUCUUGUAUAUAGAACUGUAGAUUGGUCCUAAAUCGAGAUUUGAUUGGCCGUCAAUUAGCUGGUCAAAUGUUCUCAAGGUCAGGCUGCAAAUGCAAUUAGUCGGCCAAAGAGGUCUGUUGACUGGCAUGGGACAAAUUUCUAUGCAAGUAGUCAAAAGUGAAGGCCUCAGGGCUUUGUAUCUGGGAUUGACACCUGCUUUAAUGAGGUCAGUUCUUUAUGGAGGUCUCCGUUUAGGCUUAUAUUCAAAAUAUGUGCGUGAAUUGGCUUUUGAGUCCCACAAUGUCUUGAUGAAGAUUGCAUCUGGAGCAUUCUCUGGCGCUGUUGCAACAGCACUUACCAAUCCAGUGGAAGUGUUGAAGGUACGGUUGCAGAUGAGAGGAACAAACUCUCGCGGGCCAAUCCAGGAACUGCAAAAAAUUGCUUCAGAAGAAGGCAUGGCAGCCCUAUGGAAGGGGCUUGGUCCUGCAAUGACUAGAGCUGCUGCAUUGACUGCAUCACAGCUGGCAACGUAUGAUCAAUCCAAGCAGAUGUUGAUGAAAUGGACUUCUCUUCAGGAAGGAUUUUAUCUGCAUCUCACUGCAAGUUCUAUAGCUGGCACUGUGAGCACCAUCAUGACUGCACCGAUUGAUAUGGUUAAAACAAGACUUAUGCUGCAACGACAAUCUCAAAGUGCUGGAAGCUAUAAAAAUGGCAUCCACUGUGCCUACCAGGUUCUGCAAACUGAAGGUCCUCGUGGUCUUUACAAAGGGGGCUUCUCAAUGUUUGCAAGACUGGGUCCGCAAACAACCAUUACCUUCAUAGUCUGCGAGCAGCUGCGCGGACUUGCAGGACUCAAUGCGCUCUAACUCGUUCCUGGAUUUACACAUGAUUCAAUAACUGAAGAUGGAUAUACAUUUUUGAGGUAUAAGUCAGCCCAACCUGUGUUUGGAAUUGGUAUAUUGAUUUAUAAAAUGUUAUAAAUCUUUCCUUGAUUGGUGCUACUUGUAGUUAGGGGGACAGUCUGUAUUAUGGGGUAUUAUCUGAUUGUGGGGCCAUUUUUAGGCGUGUUGUUGUAUUCAUUGUAACGAUGGUGAAAAUGACUAUUUUUCGAGGUAAAAAUAAUAAAAUGGUGUUUGUUUCUCCU
Molecule: messenger RNA, 1402 nt
Organism: Salvia splendens (bonfire salvia)
Lineage: Eukaryota; Viridiplantae; Streptophyta; Magnoliopsida; Lamiales; Lamiaceae
Product: mitochondrial substrate carrier family protein ucpB
Exons: 8
Coding region: 369-1124 (251 amino acids)
Source: RefSeq, a predicted model, not a curated record